Penicillium cinerascens is the source of this 1044-nucleotide messenger RNA. RefSeq lists its product as uncharacterized. The transcript is spliced from 3 exons. NCBI's taxonomy places the organism in Eukaryota, Fungi, Ascomycota, Eurotiomycetes, Eurotiales, Aspergillaceae. The record is from RefSeq and is a predicted model, not a curated record. Bases 1 to 1044 code for a protein of 347 amino acids.
AUGACUCAAGUCAUCCAGACCAAAUCCAUCUACCACGGCCUUCCUGAAUUCUCGCAGGACAUUAACGGGCUCACCGCGAUAGUUACCGGUAGUAACGGGAUUUCUGGCGCCCAUCAAUUAAAGGUGCUUUGUGAAAGUCCUCAGAACACUCCAGCCCAACUUCUAUCACACUUCCUUGAAUGCCUGGAGAUUAACAAGACCAUUCCCAAGAGGGUGCUGCUGCAACUUGGAGCCAAAUACUACGGAGUGCAUCUCGGGCCUACCGUUUUCCCUCAAGAAGAGUCCGACCCUCGGGUUUUGAUGGGCCCCAACUUCUAUUACAACCAGGAAGACUACCUGAAAGCCUUUGCGCAGAAGCAUGGGAUCGGAUGGAACACGACGCGCCCGUCCCAUAUCCUCGGGGCCGUCCCUGACGCAGCCAUGAACUUGUGUUACCCUCUGGGGAUCUAUGCAACCGUGCAGAAGCAUCUCAACCUGCCCUUGGAAUACCCGGGCGAUCCGGUCGCGUGGGAGCAGCCCAUCUCGCUUUCGAGCGCACAGGCGAAUAGCUAUCUGUCAGAAUGGAUUGUUCUGACCGAAGAUGUCAAAGACGAAAGCUUCAAUGCCGCAGAUGACUACUCUUUCUCGUGGAGCAAAUUCUGGCCCAAAUUGGCCGAGCGUUUCGACAUGCAGUGGAGGGGUCCUGACACGAGUGAUCGGGCCACUUAUCAGUCGAUUACGCUGCCCAAUCGACCACCCCGCGGUUAUGGGUCGCCCGGUGCGCUGCGAUUCCGAUUCACUCUGGUGGAGUGGGCAAAGGAGCCGGAGGUCCAAAAGGCGUGGGGGGAGAUUGCUGAAAGACACGGGUUGCGAGAGAAGAAGUUCAGGGAUGUGGAUCGUGUCUUUGGUUUCACAGACCAGGCCGUGAGCAUGACGUACCCCAUUCAGCUGAGUAUGGCCAAGGCUAAAAAGAAAGGGUAUUUUGGUUUCGUUGAUUCCACCGAGUCGUUUCUGCAUGUUAUGAGUGACUUUGUAGAGUUGCAGAUGUUGCCCGCUCUUCCUUAA